Molecule: messenger RNA, 5153 nt
Organism: Ectocarpus sp. CCAP 1310/34
Lineage: Eukaryota; Phaeophyceae; Ectocarpales; Ectocarpaceae
Source: the annotation of a GenBank genome assembly
CACGACAACACGACAACACGGAUACAACACGUCUGUACGACUUUACCUACCCCUACGGCCCGUCAUGGCCGAGCUGCUCUACACUCCCAUCGCACACAACUGAGCCACCCGAAUUAUCGAUCACGCUACCUAUGACACGUCGUCUACGAGAUUCGCGGUCGAGCUUGGUUUAGGAGUAUCGCUUUGCGGCGAUCGAGAGCAGGGUCAAGAUGGCCACCAGGCGCCAAGAUGAAGCGCGCCAAGCAGCGGAGGCCCGCUAAGCAGCGGAGGCCCGAAGAUGAAGCCCGCCAAGCAGCGGAGGACGCCAGGAUCGAAGAACAAGAUAGCUCCCGCAGCGUCGACAAGAGCGCGCGGUUUGAAGCAGACGAAGUCAACAGGAGUCCGGACGUCAGCAGCAAGGUGAAAGCAGGAGAGGGUUAGAUAAAAGUCAUGCGAGAGAGCGAAGAGUACGAGGUAGGCCAGCAGCAGGGAGCGCGCCUAGAACCAUCGACCCCGCCCGCGGACGACAUCCCCCUGACCAUUGCGCGAGCCCCCGAGGGGCGGCUCAGCGCAUUACAGCAGCACCACUUCUGCUACUAGGGUCCCAGACCCGCUCAGGCACGUGAUGAAAUGAUCAUGUCCUCUGUCCGAAGACGAAUAUGGCCUUGUUUUGUGUUCCGAAAGUUUUUUUUGUCUUGUCUUGUGUCUGAAUCGUUUCCUGUGUUGGGAAUUCUGCGAAAUGUGUGAUGUUGGGAUGAAAGAGAGAGUACGGUUGUCCCGAACGAGAUAACUGAACGUGUGAGGGGUUAUCAAGCCACCAACAGCACGUAUGAGGGGAUGUUAUGCUUCCAAGAGUUUAGUUGCCAAUCGUGCAACGAAAAGAGUAUGAGGGGCUUUUAUCACACCAAAAGCAGUACGGUAAAAAAAAAAAAAAAAAUGAUGCGUAACUUUGUUUGUGGGACUACCACGUCACCACCGACACAACAGCAAAGCGUGGACAUAUUACGCAUUUGAAGGACAGUCAGAAUUCUUGACGCAAGCACGUAGGAUUUCAUGGCAAGUUUGUAGGAGAUGUUGGGUAGAAUUUCGCUGGAGAGAACAGCAAUAUGCGUGGCAGGACCUCGGCGAAAAGCGAGACUUGACCCAAGACUGACGUUUUCCGACUAGAUCGCAGAGAAAAAUAGUCCGAGGCAUCACUCAGCCAAGAAGCGAGGUUGACCCAGAAACUAAAUUCCCGACUAGAUCGUAGAGGACAGCAAUAAGAGGCAGUACUCAGCAUGACGCGGAGCAAGAUCCACCAAAUGCGUUCCUCCGAAGAGAUCACUCAAGACCAUUUCGGUGGCACAACACGAACUUUGAAGUUUCACGGCGUGAGCAGAAGAGAAAUUUUGGAUGUCCAACUGUAUUUUAUUUUGUUUUGGUACAGCAGUCACCCCUGUGCAGAACCGGGGGGAGUGUUGUGGAAUGUGAUUCUCCUCAGGAGUGCUGUUUUAUAAGGAACUGAUUGUGCCACCAUCUUCCCUUCCGAACGCGCGACCUGCCCUCCACCGCUGCCGAGUCAAUCCUUCUGGAGCGACAAUUGUGGUCUCCCCCAACGAAGGCGGACGAUUUGCUGACGAUGCUCCAGCCGCGGCCAGCCGGACGAAGAGCACAGAAGGCGACCGCGGCGGAGGCGAGCGAAAAUCCACGGGGGAGAAACAAUGGCAGGGGCAGUGGUCCAAUGCGCUGGGGUUUAUGGCUGGAAAAGUAGGCGCAUUGAGGUUCAUCUUGAAUUUGAGUUAGUUUGAGAUUUGGCGUUUGUUUUGUUUGAUUUGAGCUUGGGUUUGGUUUUUCAGAUCUGAUUGAAGUGUGGAUGAGAGGAUCAGAAGUACUGUUUUGAUUUUCGGCACCUCUCGUAUUGUUUUUCGGCUUGACUCCGACCCCUUCACAAAGCAGGGGGGCGGAUCCUCGGAGCAGGGGGGCACGUUAUAUUCUUUCAAACGAAAUGGCGUUGCUGACAUUUCUUCACCGAACAUUAAUGAUAUAUUUUGAGUAUUUCAGGGAGAUAGUACUUGUUCGCGUUUUACCUGCGGACGAAGGGUUGGUGGAUGAAUGGAAUAAUUUGUCUUAGGAUUGCAAACAUCUUGGUAAUGGUAGGAUAUCUAGCUAAGCGGAUUUAGAGACGCACCGAGAUAUUGUGACGAAUUGGCGGUGAAAGGAAAGGCGUCUUUGAACGGCGUUCGUCAUAUUUUUCUGGAUGAAAAGAGUUUGAGUUGAGAAUUUUCAAAAGAGAGCGAGAGUGAUUAGCGUGUGUUGGUAUGCUAUUUGGAUACUUUUGUCGUGUCUGAUGUAUUUUCGUUUUCUUGGUUUUGAUUGUGUUUUGGGAUGAACUGGUAUGAAAAGGAUGACUUUGAUAUUUUCCCGGAGCAUGACGAUGCAUACGAGCAGGGAGGCUAUUCGAUAUACUCGUAGCAUAGUAUGAUGGUUGAGAUGUUAUGUACGUACGUACGAAUAUUGCAAUGAUGAGAUGCGGAGGAACAGGAACUUUCUACAUAUUUUCCUUGGUUGUGAGAGGCUUUUGGUGAGGAUUCAGAGAGAUUCGUUGUGUGAGAAAGCAUGAAGGCGUGACUCGAUACCGUGAUGGUUUGACGAGCACGAGCACGCCCCCGAUUAAUACAACACGACAACACGGAUACAACACGUCUGUACGACUUUACCUACCCCUACGGCCCGUCAUGGCCGAGCUGCUCUACACUCCCAUCGCACACAACUGAGCCACCCGAAUUAUCGAUCAGGGUGCUCAAACCCCAGGGCGCCCGGGAAUCUGCCGCAUGCCGCAGAUGGGAAGCCCUGCCGUAAUACAAAAAGGCCUGCGGAACCUAACUACAGAACCUACAGAAUCACAUUUCAAACACAGAGAACGCGCCAAGUACAUGCAUGUAACACAUGCCAGCCCUCCUCUCCAGAGCAGAGGGCGCUAUUAGGCCGCAAACCGCAAACGCCAACCAAGGGGACCCACAGAUGGGAUUUUGGCAUGUAAGUUCCCGCCGCAUUUGUUGGGUGAGAGACCGGCUUUGCUGCUGCACACAGCGUCCGGGCAAGACAACAAGCAACAGAGGCUGAGAGCUGGCCCGAAAGAUACGGAGCGGAGACGAGAUCAACGGGUAGAGAGUGCAAGGGCUCUGGGCUUGAAGAGUUUUGGGUGGCCGCGGUGGAAGGGGAAGCUGGCAUCAUCAUAUCACCUUUUGUCGUCGCAUGAUACGGCUGUACCUAUAGCACCGCUCUCGCAGGUCUCUCUUGGCGACCCGCGGGGCUGAGUGGAGGAAAAGUGACAACUGGGGCUCAAGUGAGGAGCUCGGGAAAUGGUACGGGGUCGACGUGAACGCCGAAGGCCGGGUGGUGAAGUUAUCGUUGUAUAACAACAACCUCGAAGGGUCUCUACCACCGCAGCUGGGCAAUCUAGGCGCUUUGCAGCAUAUGGCUCUUAACGCGAACUGGCUGAGCGGACACAUCCCCGAGGAGUUGGGAGCUCUACGCCACCUUGAGAUGCUUUCGCUGCACAACAGAUGGCUGGAAGGACCCAUCCCGGAGCAGCUGGGAAGUCUCACCAACCUGGAAAAGCUUCUACUGUUCAACAAUCGGCUUACUGGUUCCAUUCCGACGAAGUUGGGCGCCCUCGCCAAGCUGGAGAAGCUAGCGCUUAGUCUUAACAGACUGACAGGCAAGAGCUUCAUCCCCAAGGAGCUAGGGGAUCUCAGCCAUCUGCAGAUGCUUCAUCUCGGAGACAACCAGCUUGACGGUCCUAUCCCCGAAACUCUGGGAGCUCUCGGCGAGUUGAAGGAGCUUGGCCUCAACAACAACAAGCUUACAGAAACCAUCCCCAAGCAACUCGGAGAUAUGACCAAGCUUGAGCGCGUUUGGAUGAGCAGGAACGAGCUUACCGGUUCUCUCCCACCAGAGCUAGCGAACCCCCGGGCACUGAAGGUGCUUCAUCUGCACGAAAACCAGCUCACCGAUGUACCCAGAGCGACGGCAGAAAAGUUCAACGCAAAGCCUUGGCUUACGGAUAUCCAGCUGCACGAAAACGGAUGGACCAAUCCUCCGUGGGAAGUGAUAAAAGGCGGCUGGUUCCAGAUCAUCAGCUUCCACGAGGGCUUAGCGCGGUCCGGGGGCGCCGACUAAGAUGAAGCCUAACCCUUUGGAGUUUUUUUUUCUACGACCAGCUCAAGGAGGUCAUCAAGAGCUUAGAGGUGGACAGAACGCAAGAGAUGGUUCUCGUUACAGCAGCGUCCACACCACGACGAGGCUCGUGGACAGAAGAGGGCGUGGGCAGUCCCCAUUUGUAGGCCUUGUGUUUUGAAGUGAUUUCCUGGUGCGAGCUCUAUUAAUUGUUGAUUGAUGCAUCCCUACCCUGAGUCUUGGCAUCCUUCGGACCUUUUUCUUGUUCUGGUAUAAUAGCAUGAGCCGGUCGCCCCGGCUAUUUGGUAUCGUCGCAACCUUCUAGCACCCAGGUCUUGGGUCCGAUUCCCGGCGUAAGCGAGCUUGCAAAAAUUGAGUUUUUCUGUCACUUCCGUCCCUGGUCGUGGAAAGCGCUAGUUCGUGAAAUACUCUCAGGGAAUCGUCCUAGCACUCUUUUCGCCAAAAAUCGAAGGCAAGCAACGCACGAGGGGUGGUAGCGGGCCUCAAUGGGGGGGAACCCUUAUCAUUCUGCGUGACCUCGGAUUGGUGAACCCCUAACACCAGGAUCCUUGUCUUGUGCGCGCUCCGUGAGGAUCUCGAAUCGCUGAAGCUCGUGAUGUGAGUGUCUGGUCAAAUGAAAUGUUGCGUUUUGAUUUCCCGCCAAGUUAACCUCUCUACCGUCGCUCCCCUCCAUGUUGACCCCCCCCAAAAGAAGUAAACGGCCUCAUCAGUCUGUCAACCCUGCAACUGGGUGCUAGGGAUCAACGCUUUACUUCGAAAUGAAGCCCCCCUGGUACCAUUUCGACGCACUGCAUGCGCCGUGCGCUGCGGGGAAUGAACUAAGAUACUUAUUUAUGUGCACGACGCAAUCGUGAAUUUGAACCUCUCUCCAGUACUGCCCCUACUUCCGUAACCGUGCAAUCCAAACAAAUCAAGCGCGCAAAUGAAUGCUUUGCUUGGGAGACGCAUUUUCCGCCCAACCUGGGCAUGCUGUCGUGCGUUGUUGUUGUUGUCUU